Messenger RNA from Salvelinus sp. IW2-2015, 1305 nucleotides. RefSeq names its product regulator of G-protein signaling 9. The record is from RefSeq and is a predicted model, not a curated record. NCBI's taxonomy places the organism in Eukaryota, Metazoa, Chordata, Actinopteri, Salmoniformes, Salmonidae.
AUGUGGCUAAAGAACAGUACAGGGCGGGGAAGGAGAGGAAAAAGCCGGAUCGCGUGGUGUUUGACUGCCAGGAGAGAGCCUACUGGGUGGUACACAGACCUCCGGACUUUCUUGACGCAUGGCGCCCCCCGGUGGAUCAACAUUGACGGCAAGACCAUGGAGGUGACAGUUAAAGGGUUGAAACACCCUCACAGAUACGUACUGGAUGCAGCUGACACACAUCUUCAUGCUGAUGAAGAAGGACUCUUUCGGCGGUACCUGAAGUCUCUAGUAUUUAAGGACACUCAGAAGAGGGCCAUCUGUCCUGACCAACACAUGUUCAGUGUGUCCCAGUUGGAGGCCAAUGCGAGGAAGCGUCGACCCAGCAUCAGUACCAUCAUCGCCCGCCAGCUGGAGCAGGAGGAGAGAGCCAGGAUGGCCACCCGUGGCCCUGUGGACAUCACACAGCUGUGUCACUUCACGGCACCCAUACCCCACCUGGCGGUCUACUCUGGCCCCCCUUCUUCCUCCACCGCACCCCCUUUCCCUCUCUGUCUCCCCAACACCCCCACCUGCUCUUCACCCAUCAACGUAACCAUAGAUAGCACCCCCGCCUCAGAACGUAGGUGGGAGGGAAGGGGAGGAGGUGGGGUGGAGUGGGGAGAGGCCGACAUUGAGAGCCGGGGGACUGCUGUCUCUUCUCGUUUAUGUAUGGCUCUCUCAUUGGGCCGUCUGUUGAGAGGGGGCUGUACUCCCUCCGCAAUAUUCGCCAGCCUUACGCCAAAAUGUCCUGCCCCAGCCGGGACCAGCAGCUGCGUUCAGCCUAUCAACAUGGAGCAGCCCAGCCAAGCCCCGCCCAGGCGCAUUGCCAAUUUUUUCCAGAUCAAGGUGGACAUCCCGCCAGAGUGUAGUAUCUACCCCGUUGACUCCGGGGAUGAGGAGGAGAGUGGGGGGGCAUCGAGAAGAGAAGGGGAGGGAGGGCAGGUGAAGGAGAUCAUCUGUCCCUGGGAAAGUCUAACACCUUAUGAGGGGGCCGGGUAACACACACACACAUUAACGCGCGCACACACACACACACACUUACAUUAAUGCUGACAUUUCCAAAGUAUAAUCCGUUACAGUUACUAGUUACCUGUCCAAAAUCAGUAACGUAAGAUUUGGAUUACUCAAACUCAGUAAUGUAAUCUGAUUACGUAGUUACUUUGGGAUUACUUUCCACUUCAGAAGCGUUAGAAGACGUGUGUCAUCAUAGUGGUCUCUGACUUGUCAGACUCGCUCAGGUGGAACAAUCUGAAAGUAGAACAUUUGUUCAAUGCUGAAUAGAAU